AUGGCCGACGCAGCUCCCACUCGGUCAAACCAGCCCCAGAAGAGGAAAUUCAAUGAGGGAAAGAGACAUUUCAAAAAGAACAAGAAGCAAAAGCAGACGACCGUCAAGGAGGGUUCCAACGAGGAAGUUUUGAUUGCCGAUGUCCGCGCAUUGCUGGAGAAGCAUUCGAUCGGCUCCAAGCCUGAACAAAGCGAAGAACAAGCCCUGCCCUCGCAACUACCCGAGCCCUUAACCGAGUACGACUUGACCAUCGAGGAGCUCGCAUCUACCGGCGACGGUCUCGCUGUCAUCCCUGGAACUUCUCAAAUUGCCGUCGUACCUUUCACUGCACCCGGCGACAAGGUCACGGUCAAGAUCAUCAAGCACCUGACAGAGACAAACUACACCUUGACCGACUUCGUCAAGGUCCUCGAACCCUCGACACAUCGCGAUGACUCCCUGCCAAAGUGUGGCUACUUCUCGAAAUGCUCUGGUUGCCAGUUCCAGUUCCUCCCUUACCAAUAUCAGCUCGAUCACAAGAAGAGUAUCGUCGAAAAGGCCUACAAAAACUUCUGCAACUUGCCCGCACACAUGAUCCCUGCUGUUGGCGACACCAUUGGAUCGCCUCUGGAAUAUGGAUACCGCACAAAGCUCACUCCUCACUUCGACGGUCCUCCUGGUGGUAGAAGAGACAGACGUCAAGGUGUCAAGGCUGUUUUCGCAGAAGUCCCUCCGAUUGGUUUCAUGCUCAAGGGUACUCGCAAGACCAUGGACAUUGAGGACUGCCCCAUCGGUACAGAUGCUGUGCGCAUGGGUAUGAAGAGCGAGAGAGAGAGAGUCAAGGUCGAGCUGGAUAAGUACCAACGUGGUGCCACCCUGCUGCUUCGCGAAAGCACAAAACGGAUCAACAAGAAGGACCUCCCGCAAGACCAGCAAACGAAUGGCGGUGCCGCCGAGGAACAGCUCGUCGAGGAUCGGGGUGAUUACAUCCACCGCAAGACCUGCGUUACCGACCAGAACGCCGUGUCCACCGAAUACGUGGAUGACUUCCGCUUCGACAACCCUGCCGGUUCUUUCUUCCAGAACAAUAACUCUAUCCUCCCCUCCUUCACAAAGUACAUCCGCGACAACAUCCUCCCCAAGGACCAACCAGCAGAUGCACCCAAGAUCACAAACCUCAUCGAUGCCUAUUCUGGCAGCGGUCUCUUCACCGUCACCCUCUCUCCCCUCUUCAAGAACUCUAUCGGCAUCGACGUCGCUGACAAAUCCAUCAACUUCGCCUCUACGAACGCCAAACUCAACAACAUCCCCUCCACCUCUGCUCGCUUUCUCUGCGGUGACGCCAACAACAUCUUUGCUGAGAUCAAGUUCCCCGCUGCAGAAACUGCCGUCGUCAUUGAUCCUUCAAGAAAGGGCUGUGACGAGAACUUCCUUGGCCAAUUGCUGCAAUUCGGCCCUGAGAGAGUCUGUUAUGUUAGUUGUAAUGUGCAUACUCAGGCUAGGGAUGUAGCUGUCUUGGUUGGAGGUCUCGCCGGCGUUAACGACGGAAAGGGGCUGUAUGAGAUUGAGAGUCUAAGAGGUUUCGACUUCUUCCCUCAGACUGGUCAUGUCGAGGGUGUGGCUUUCUUGAGAAAGAAGAAGGCCGAGUAG
Molecule: messenger RNA, 1629 nt
Organism: Aureobasidium pullulans EXF-150
Lineage: Eukaryota; Fungi; Ascomycota; Dothideomycetes; Dothideales; Saccotheciaceae
Product: S-adenosyl-L-methionine-dependent methyltransferase
Exons: 2
Coding region: 1-1629 (542 amino acids)
Biological process (GO): tRNA processing
Molecular function (GO): tRNA (uracil(54)-C5)-methyltransferase activity, S-adenosyl methionine-dependent
Source: RefSeq, a predicted model, not a curated record